Messenger RNA from Trichogramma pretiosum, 1002 nucleotides. RefSeq names its product serine/threonine-protein phosphatase 6 regulatory ankyrin repeat subunit C-like. NCBI's taxonomy places the organism in Eukaryota, Metazoa, Arthropoda, Insecta, Hymenoptera, Trichogrammatidae. The record is from RefSeq and is a predicted model, not a curated record. Gene Ontology annotation, molecular function: protein binding. The transcript is spliced from 2 exons. Bases 1 to 1002 code for a protein of 333 amino acids.
AUGUCCAUUUCUAACUGCCACUCCCUGGAAAGAUUGAAGAAUUUACGAAAACAAUUCAAUGGGGAAAUUGGACCUACAUUUUUCUGCCAAUUUUACGACUUGAUCGGCGAUUGGAAGGGCGAACGUCCUAAUCUUCGGGACAUUUGUCAGCCCCGAGAAAUCGAGCUGCUACUCGAGGACUGCAUCAACCAGUACGACGAUGGACGAGCAACGAUCAUCGAGUUCGUGGCUUCGUGCGGCUACAGAGACGAGCCCGAAUUCGACGAAGGCGGCCUGCAGCACCCACAGCAGCUGCGCCGCGCCACGCCGAUACAUUACGUGGCUAAGCAUAGAUCACGCUGCCUAAACUUUCCCAAGAGAGCGCGAUCAGUGAUUAACGAGCUCUUUAAGAUCUAUGAUCGUUUCGACGUCAAUUACACGGACGAGUCGGGUUACUCGCAUUUCCACGCGGCCAUCGGAUUCAACUUUGUCAACGUCGUCAAGAAAUUCCUCGAUCGAGGCCACGAUCCGAAUCUGUGCGUGGAGAAAACAGGCGACUCGCCGCUGUACUUGGCCCUGACCACGGCCAACGUAGAACCGAUCGAGUUGCUCUUGAGAAGCGGCGCCGACCCGAAUCGGGCCAACAAGCACGGAUCGACACCUCUGCACAUCGUGGGUAAUCAUUUUCAGGAUUCUACAUCCAAAGACGUGGCGAGGAUGUUGCUAGAGAUGAGCGACGAAAGAUAUCGGCCGCUGCGACUCAACGCUCGGGACAAGUCGGGGAACACGCCUCUACACCGGGCCGCGAACUGCAGCGCGAGCCACGAGAACUUGAUCGAAUUUCUACUGAGAAACGGCGCCGAUUCGAACAUAGCCAAUGCGGAAGAAAAGCUUCUUGAAAGUCUUCGUCCCAGGGUUUGGGAAGCUUUCAUGGAACCUGUUUGCGACCGGUUUGUCGAAGACAUUUCGUACUUACAGAAAGCUUUCAAGAAAGUAUUUUGGAAGCUCUCUAAACUUUUCUGA